Molecule: messenger RNA, 4305 nt
Organism: Monodelphis domestica (gray short-tailed opossum)
Lineage: Eukaryota; Metazoa; Chordata; Mammalia; Didelphimorphia; Didelphidae
Source: RefSeq, a predicted model, not a curated record
GGGUCAUUACCAGUUCCCAGCACAUUCCAGGGUAUGGUAACUGGUUCUUCAUUAACUUGCCUGCAGGGGCUGUAGGGGCAAGGGGGUCGUGGAAGGGAAUAGGAGCUGGUUCUUCAUUGUCUCCCUGGAUCAUCUCAGUCACAGUCAGGAUUUCUUGAUUCUUUUUAAACCAUCUCCAUGUUGGGUGCUCCAGGACCGCCCAGACUGCUUUUGUCCUUCCUUGUAUCCUCAGGGCUCAGCACAGUUCCUAGAACCUGUUUUAUAUGGAAUCCACGUUUACUGGCUGGGCCCAGGCUUGUGUCAGGCCCCAGCUCUACCAGGGUCCUCGCAUUCUGGUGUCUCUCCUGGAAGGCAAAUGCAUGCUCUGGCCUCAGCCGUGUUUCUCUCUCUCUUUCUGGCCCUUGUUUCUCUGCAGUCAACAGUAACGGUUGGAAUCAGAGCAGACUCGAUCCUGAGGAUGCAGAGGUUUCUCUCUAGGCUCUCAUCUCCCUAACCUGAGGUGGUGAACAGGACAGACUGAGCCCCAGAGACCAGGAAAGGGCCCGGAGCUGGAGAUGCAGGCAAAGCUGAGCCUUGGAUGGCUCCAGGUAAGGCAGAGUCUUCACUCCUCAUGUGCUGCGGGUUCCUGGAGAGAAGGAAAAGCCGGAAACCAGCUGCCUGGCUGCGCUCUCCACUGAGGCUCCCUCAUCUCAGCUGGGUCCUCCCCAUGGCAAGGCAACGCCGUGACACCUCCCUCAGGGAUUCCCUUUGCCACCCACCCCAGGCGCCUUCCCAAGUAUUUCCCUGGUCUCCAGCUCUCCCUCCUGGCUGCCUCCCACCGCCUGCCUGACAGUUCCUUGGAGUGUGCUGGGUUCAGACUGGAGGCUCUGAUAGAGAUGGGGGAGGAGGGAAGAGGGGAAGGGGGGGGGGGCGAUCCAGCUCCAGAACCCCGGGUAGUGCAGAGGCCUCUGGGAAGCAGGAAGAGAAGAUGGCCCCCAGUCCUCCCUCCUCCUCCACUAUCAAAGAUUUUCCCUCAGGGGCUCUUGAGAUCGAGCUAGUGUGUAUAUCCACCGCAUCAGCCUGGGCUGUGUCGCCCACCGAUGCCGGCCCAUUCCGCCCCGCCUCGCCCCAGCCCCCGCCACACUUCGGGAUGUCCUGGAGGGCUCCAGACAGGCCCGGGAUCCAGGGACUCCCUUCCUCGCUCCUCGCUUACUGAGCAGAGGCCAGAAUCCACGUGACUAAGAAAGUGCUUUGCCGGGUCUUGGUUGCUUGGUUAAACUGAGCGGUUUAAAUAUCUGUGGACUGCAGUUCUUCCAGGCGAGGGGGGCGUGACUAGAGAUGCCCGGCGCCGCUUCUUUCUUCUGUCAGUGGCUCUUUUCUCCAAUCCUCCUGCAGACCCCAAGAGGUGGUGACCUUCAAGGAUGUGGCUGUGGACUUCACCAGGGAGGAGUGGCUCCUCUUGGCCCCUCCCCAGAAGGAGUUGUACAAGGAGGUGAUGCUGGAAAAUGCCUGGAACCUGCUCUCUGUGGGGUUUCCAACAUCCCCAGAAGAUGUGAUCUCCUAUUUGGAGCAGAGGGAAGCCCAGUGGAUGCUGGAGCAGGAAGGCCUGAGGAGCUGCUGCCCAGAAGGUGAGAUCAGACCCGUAAUGAAAUUGACUCCAACAGAAGUGAGCCUUUCUGUGGAAGAAAGUGAGAAACAUUUCAUGAGUAAUAUUCCAGAUUACUUAGCUUGGAGAGAAUUGUGUGCUGGUUUUCAAAAUUCAACCCUUCCUGAACAUCAAAGAAUAAACUCUGAGGAAAAGUCUCAUGAAUGUAAUCAGUGUGGAAAGACUUUUAUGCUCAGGGCUAGUCUUGCUGGACAUCAGAGAAUCCACACUGGGAAAAAAACUUAUGAAUGCAAGCAAUGUGGGAAGACAUUCAACAAGUGCUCUAGUCUUGCUAAACAUCAGAGGGUCCACACUGGGGAGAAACCUUUUGAAUGCAAGCAAUGUGGAAAGACAUUCAGUUGGAGCUACAAUCUUGGUGAACAUCAGAGAAUCCACACUGGAAAGAAACUUUAUGAAUGCAAUCAAUGUGGAAAGACAUUCAGUCGAAGCUCCAGGCUUGCUGAACACCAGAGAGUCCACACUGGGGAGAAACCUUAUGAAUGCAAAGAGUGUGGAAAGACAUUUAGUCAGAUCUACAAUCUUGCUCAACAUCAAAGAAUCCACACUGGGGAGAAACCUUAUGUAUGCAAGCAAUGUGGAAAGACAUUCACUCGGAGCUCCAGUCUUGCUGAACAUCAGAGAAUCCACACUGGGGAGAAACCUUAUGAAUGCAAGCAAUGUGAAAAGGCAUUUAUUCGGAGCUCCCAACUUGCUUCACAUCAGAGAAUCCACACUGGGGAGGGACCUUAUGAAUGCAAGCAAUGUGGAAAGACAUUCAGUCGACGUUCCAGGCUUGCUGAACAUCAGAGAAUCCACACUGGGGAGGAACCUUAUGAAUGCAAGCAAUGUGGAAUGAAAUUCAGUCGGAGCUCCAGGCUUGCUGAACAUCAGAGAAGCCACACUGGGGAGAAGCUUUAUGAAUGCAAACAAUGUGGAAAGACAUUUAGUCAGAACUACAAUCUUGCUCAACACCAGAGAAUCCACACUGGAGAGAAACCUUAUGAAUGCAAGCAUUGUGGGAAGACAUUCAGUCGGAGCUUCAGGCUUGCUGAACAUCAGAGAAUCCACACUGGGGAGGAACCUUAUGAAUGCAAGCAAUGUGGAAUGACAUUUAGUCGGAGCUCCAGGCUUGCUGAACAUCAAAGAAUCCACACUGGCGAGAAACUUUAUGAAUGCAAACAAUGUAGAAAGAUAUUUAGUCAGAGCUACAAUCUUGCUCAACAUCAAAGAAUCCACACUGGGGAGAAACCUUACGAAUGCAAACAAUGUGGAAAGAUAUUCUGUUGGCGCUCUAGUCUUACUGAACAUCAGAGAGUCCACACUGGGGAGAAACCUUAUGAAUGCAAGCAAUGUGGAAAGACAUUCAGUCGGAGCUCCUGUCUUGCUGUACAUCAGAGAAUCCACACUGGAGAGAAACCUUUUGAAUGCAAGCAAUGUGGAAAGACAUUCAGUCGGAGCUCUGGUCUUGCUUCACAUGCGAGAAUCCACACUGGAGAGAAACCUUAUGAAUGCAAGCAUUGUGGAAAGACAUUCAGGCAGACGUCUAGUCUUACUCACCAUCAGAGCAUCCACACUGGGGAGAAACCUUAUGAAUGCAAGCAAUGUGGAAAGACAUUCAGUCGCAACUCUGGCCUUGCUGAACAUCAGAGAAUCCACACUGGGGAGAAACCUUAUGGAUGCAAGCAAUGUGGAAAGGCAUUCAGUCGGAGCUCCAGGCUUGUUGAACAUCAGAGAAUCCACACUGGGGAGAAGCUUUAUGAAUGCAAGCAAUGUGGAAAGACAUUCUAUCAGAACUCCAGUCUUGCUGUUCAUCAAAGAAUCCACACUGGGCAGUAACCUUUUGAAUGCAAGUAAUGUGGAAAUAUUCGGGGGCCAUCAUACCCCAACUGGCUGACAUGGUUACAGUCUGAGGAAAUGAGGUCUGUAAAGCAGACCACAGAAUGAGGGUCUCCUGAUGAUCCCUCUCUGUGACUUCUCUCCCCAAAUUUUCCCCACUAAUGGACUUGCUAUGAUUAUUAAUCUUCCCUCCAAUACAGGAGAAAUAAUAUGAGAGCAAAUACUUAUAGGAUCAAUAAAUAUACACCCCACUGUAAUCCCCCUAGAUUAGUACCCCAAAAAGAAUGCAUUUACAGAAUUAAAGCCUAACGAUCACUACCCAUUGCCCCCCUCCUUUCCUUCUCCACAGAGCUACAGCCACUCCCAAGAACAUCAAUCACCUUCAAGACAUAUUCCACUGCAUUCUGUUUAUGGACAAAAAACAGGCAACAUUGCCAGGUGAUUUAAAGUAACACAAGAAAAAUAGUACUUGUAAGUUGAGGAAAACCACAAAUCUGGUCUGUCAUUAAAUUGCCCUCUAACCUUGCACCUAGCUAUGAAAUGUUUUGUUAUCCAUCUCCUAAGUAAUUGUGAUUGUGAAAGGUAACCAAAAGUAACAAUGAUUCUCCUAGGUGAGGUAGAACUAACCUCUAGAUCACCCUGACUAUAUCAUUCAUCUAUAGCAACAAUUUUCUUUGACUAUCUCCUUAAGCUAUGCCUCUUGUUAUUAAGUUCCAUGGAAACACAUAUUUAGAAAAUUGAUUGUAUGCCAAAGAAAUAUGUACUUGAAACCCUAUAUAAUAAACAAACCUCCAUGCUAAUGCAGAACCCUGUGUGAUGCCUAUGCAUGUGGGCCUUAGCAUACA